This is a messenger RNA of Frankliniella occidentalis (western flower thrips), 5503 nucleotides long. RefSeq lists its product as uncharacterized. The transcript is spliced from 11 exons. The record is from RefSeq and is a predicted model, not a curated record. Lineage: Eukaryota; Metazoa; Arthropoda; Insecta; Thysanoptera; Thripidae. Bases 307 to 4110 code for a protein of 1267 amino acids.
UCACGGUGACGGCACUGCACGUCGGCCCAAACAAAACGACUGCACAAAAUGGCAGCGAGAAACCGUUGCGCUGUUUGGAGUUCAAUGUAGGGCUGCAGUGGGCUGGGUCAAGAGAGAAGAUGACUCGAUGAGCAAGUGAUAGUAGUUAUAUUUAACGGAGACGGCGUCGUAGAUAGUCAGCGUCUCGUGGCCAGUGUGGAACGACAGGUGUCCUGAUGAGGAAAAGUGUUUCCCUUAUGACGUCAGAGCUGUGUCCAGUGCCCUCCCUGCACCGUUGUGCCUUAUUUUAUAGUGACAGUGUUGUGUAUGAUGCCACCCCCGCACAUCGGUGACAACAACAAGAAUCGUGUCGAGAAUAUCAAGAAGAAGUUUGAGGACAUUAACAAGUUUGUGCCAGUGACGGAUAACCUCAACAACGUCACCGUCAAGAGCCGCUCAGGACGCCCAGAAGAUGACAGCACCACCGACCCGGGAUGUCAACCAGACACUCCCAAGAAGCAGAGGCUGGGCUCAGUGUCCUCCAACAAGAGCAUUAGCGGCCAUCCUGUCCUGGAGAGGCAGCUCAGCAGUCCCACAUCAAGGGGCCACAUAAAGCGGAGCCCAGCGUUCCGAUGUGACAGAAUUGUCAGAGGUAAAAAUGUUGUCACACCCACCGUAGGAGAGAAGCCUAAGUCUGUCGUUGGGAAAAGAGUCAAGCAGUUUGACUCGACCCCUGAUUUUGUAUCAGCAAAGCUGUGCCCUGCCAUCAUAGGAGACGAACCACCGCUCCAGCAACGUUGCAAGACGCCUCCUGAAGCUGUAAGUGAGCGCACUAGAGCGUUCACUUCCCCCUCUGACAAUUUUAGCUGGUCUCCUAAGAAAAUUUCAAACAACUCACCUGGUCUUGGUGAAGCUAAAAGAAUUAAUCUUGACAUCCCAAGGAAGUGUGGUCCAACUGGGAAAAAUGGCCAUUCCAUUAACACUUCAGGUGGAUGGCCCCACAAGCAUGGAGAUAACAAGCAAAUUCGUAUAGGGGAAUAUGUAAAUGACAGCAAACGAAUCAGGCCAGUACUUGCCAACCGGGAGAGCAGCCCUCUUCAAGUUUUAAUUUCAGACGUCCAAUUUAAGACUUCAAAAUCAAACAGCAUUAAUGGUGAAGAAAAAACUGCAGUAAACCAUAUUAGCAAAACAAACCCACCCCCCAAGUCAGUGCCGUCAACUAAUGGACCCUCCAAUAGUGAUAAGCAAGCAUAUCAGCCAGGACUCAGUGCCACCCUGAAAGCAGCCCUUAAAGCUCCACUUCCCUGUGGACCUCCCCCCAAAAAACCACCUCGAACUUUUGCUCACAACUCUCCCACUGUCAAAAAUACAGUGGACAAUUUUAAUAAUGUGAAAAGCAACUCAAGUGCCAUUAGAAAUUUUGACCCAUCCUGCCAUGAUAGUGUGUCUCCACCGCCGAUAGUGAAACCUGUCAGGUCUAAAACUGAAUCUCAAAUCAUGCUUCGAAAAUUAGAAAAUGCUCUAAUGAAUCAUAAAACAUCUCCUAAGGGGUCUCAGUCCCCAGUAUCUCCUGUUGAAUCCUCUGGGAGGGAGGGAAGCUUGAGCCCUCCAGGAAAUAAUGCACUACCUGCUCAUUCUCUGGGGAGCUCUGGACAAAACAAAAUGUGUACUCCCACUCAUGCAGCCAGAAGUGGGUGUCUUAGCUCCCUGAACUGUGCAGUGAGCCCAACUCUAUGUUCUCAGCUGUCAAGAGAUAACAUGCAUGAUGGCAAAGUUAAGCAGCCGGAAUUUGCCCACGACCCCAGCAUGAAGCGCAAGUCAAGUCUACAAGAUAAUUCAUCAAGUGUGCGAAAGGAUAUAUCUGGAGCUUUACAUAAGUCUCAUAGUGUGGAGCACAUAUAUGCUGAGCCAUUUCAAUUUGUAGGUGAUGGGAAUCAGAUCUGCAAGUCAAAAGACUGUGAAGCAAAUUUUAGAACAUCCUCAUUUGGGAAAGAAAUUCCAAAGCAAGCCAGAUUUCAUCCUAAAAGAAUCCUAUCAACAUCUCCAGAACAAGUGUUUAGAGCACGUCCAGCAGGUCCUACAGAUUCAAAUAUGGAUGGGUUGCACUACUUGUGCACACCAAUUCAAGAGGAUUCUCCCCUCUCUUCCAGAGAGCUACAAAUGUCUUCCCUUCCAUUGCGACUUUCACCACCACCUGUAGAGGCAACAAAUUCAGAGUUGUUGAGGCAUUCAAGCCGAGAGUGUUUGUCCCUGGAAAUGCCUCGUGUGUCUACACCUUCAUCCUCAAAAAUUGCUCUGAAAAGAAGUCCUGCAGAAAAAGACAAAGACAAAGCCUUAAAAGAUGUGGUUGAAAAUCUCAGCAGUACCAAGAUUAAAUUUUUAAUGAAUCAGGCGUUUGGUUCACCUCUUCAGUGUUUACCUGCCACACCUCUUGACAGUAAUAGUGAUUCAGACUCUCUAGCUUCAACACCUGAUGAAGGGGUUUCCUCUUCAACUUUCCCUGGAGUACCCUCACCAAACACACAAAGUCAUCCCAGAGAAAUCAUUCGUCCAAGUUGUCCUCCUCCAGAUGUGCCAGAGGCUGCAUCUCCAUCCAAAGAGUCUCUUCAGCGAAUGACAGCUGAAAGGCGUACUUAUGUUCGCAGAGUGUCCAGCCAUGUUAUGGGUCAGAGGUCAUUGCGUCUCUUACCUCAGACAUCAACUUCUUCUUCCAAUCAUUCUUCCAGCAAUUCUGCUAGCCAUCUCUUUGAGUGUCUUCUGCUAGUAGGAUUAAACCUCGAUCCAGAUCGGCCCAAAUGUAAAGUACCAUACAUCAAAACAAAAUUUCCCCCUGAGGCUUCGGUUCCUUCCCAUAUUGAAAAUCUGUGCUUCCCUGAUGCUGGUGAGUGGCCACCUCCUAUUUGUUCAAGUAGAGGAGGUGAAACUUUACCCGGAGAAGAACAGUCCUACUGCUUGACCAUUACAAGUGACACUGGAGAGCGCAAAUAUGGUUACUGCAGGCGCGUUCAGCCUGAAGGUGCUCCAAUCUGCCUACCCCUGGCAUACUGUAUCCUCACACCCUAUCGAGCCUCAGGGUUCUAUUUCAAGGUGUUGGCAGAACUUGAGUCACGACAUGGUGAACCAGAAAUUCUGCAAGCAGAUUUUAUUCAACAACUGUAUGAAUGCUGCCUCCCUAGUCCAGGCCAAGGACUUCGAGUGAGUGGUUCUGGUGAAAACAUUAAUGUUGGCUGCACAGGCUCUAGCAGCUCGAGCAGCAGCAAUGGCACCAACAGUACUGGCUCUGGCUGCAGAGGCCCAGUUGUUCUACGCCGACCAUAUGAUACCAGAUUGGAGGAGCGAGAUCUCUCCCGGCUUUUCAACUGCCUUCAGAUUCCAAUUUUUCUUCAAGUUUUCAGUUCUUUACUCUUGGAAAGAAAAGUUCUUCUCCUGAGUAAAUCUAUUAGCAAGCUAUCAGCAUGUAUUGAUGCUCUUCAGUCCAUUUUGUUUCCAUUUGUAUGGCAGCACACAUUUAUUCCUGUUCUUCCAACAAAUAUGUUGGAUAUUUGUCAAGCACCUACUCCUUACAUUAUUGGUGUUCUGAAGGGCAGGCAUCCUAUUCUGCCACCAGUUUCCAUUGACCAUGGUAUUGUGGUGGAUGUAGAUAAUUCUCUCAUACUUCAAAGUCAGCAAGAUGAGACAACGAUUCUUCCUGUGGGUAUAAGUAGGUCUCUGAAAGUUGCAUUGCAGCUUGCUCAAAGCAGCACACCAACGGAUGAUCCUUCAAGAAAUGUGUUGGUAUCUGAAGCCUUCUUGCGUACAUUUGUUGAAGUUUGUGGUCACUACCAAACUCACAUUGUUGUUCAGCAAGAUGGAAAGAAAGUUUUUGAACGAGAAUCCUUUAUUAAAGCUGUGCGCUCUCGUAGCAUACAAAUGUUUUUGGAGUGGUUCACAGAAACAGCUAUGUUUGCUGCAUUUAUUGACUCUAAACUUGAAAAGCCUGAUGAAACCAAAGGAAUGUUUGAGCAACGAUUAAUGGAACAUCAUGAAGAGAGAGAGAAGAAUACUUUACUGUACCUGAAAAACUACAAGGGCCUUAACAAAAAGGUGAAAACACUCGGUGACCGUUUUAAGGACUGGACACCAUUCAGUUAGACUGGUUCGAGUGGUUUUAAAUUACAGUACCAUCAUUCUUUUUCUUUCUACAUCAUGAUUAAUUUUAUGGUCUUACCCAUAUCUUGAUACUCAAAGGUCUUUUAAAAGAGGUAUGUUUAUUAAUAAAAUAACUUAACAGGAAAAUGGCAGUGCUAUUAAAAAAAGUGAGAUAUCAAAGAAUCACAUUUAAAACCAUCGUGUGUCUAGUUGUGGACAAGAAAGAACAUGUAUUAACAGACUGCCUGUACCGUAAACCGUCCAUUUUUGAAAUAUUAGGAAAAGAACCAAGGCAGCUUUUUUGCUACAUAUUUGUAAUAUCUUGAUACAUUACAUUUACAUUAUGAAUUACAUAGUUAUAAUACUCCAUGUUGUUCUGAAACUGGUACUUAGUGCACCAUGGGCACUGACUGCACUGUGAUUAUUUUGGAACCCAAAUUUAAUUGUAUUAUACUGAGUACUCAGCUAUUUUUGUCUUACUCUCUUACUUUCAAUAUAUAAAUAGCACUUGAAAUCUUCAUCCUGUUUUGGAUCUGAAUAGCUGUGAUUGAGAUGAGCCUUAUUAAGGGGUUACUGUGAUCAGCGAAUGAAACUCCUUCUACUGUAUUACUCCAAAAAUAUCAAGUUGUUAUUGUAAAGUAUAUUUGUUUUGAAAAUUGAAUGUUUGUCAGAAACCUGCUAAUUUGUUGAUCUGAGUUUUAAAGUUUGCUCCUGUUUGAGAUUUUAAGUAAUGUUGAUCUGAUUUUAUUUUUUUCUGGGUGCAAUAAUUUAGUGCUGCAAUAAGGUAUGGUAUCAUCUUGUGUGUACCUACCUACAUAAAUCUUGCCAGUAGGUAAAGUACACUCUUUCACAAUAUUGCUGUGACUUUAUUUUUCAAUAUUUUUUUGUCUCUGAUGAGUUCAUUGUUUUUGAACAUGGACAGAUGAUCAUAAAAAGUUAUUUUGCACUUAGAAAUUAGAUUAAUAGUUAUGUCUCUGCCAUACUAUGCCAGUAAGUUCUAUAAGCACUCAUGUCCCCUUUUGGUCAUGUGCUAGGUAGGGCUAGGUUCCAAUGAUGUCCAUUUGUUAUUUGGUUGUUGCCUGUUUCUUUUGUGACAUGUUUUUAUGAUUAGUAGGUUUCUGUGCCUUAUUUAUAUUCUAUUUAAAUUGUAAUUAUUGUACACAUUGCUGUAAGCAACACUUUAUUUUCUACACUGAGCUUUAAAUUAAUUUUGUUUUGUGAUAUGACUGAAAGCAGUGCAUAAUACAUGUAGUUAACAUUUUAUAUGUAUAGUACCUUAACUUGCUAGCGUGGUUCUAGCAGGUGUUUUUAGCAUUGUGGGAUCUUUUCCUUGUGUUUUAACCCUGAUUUGUAACAAAAUAUUUUGCUCAACAAAAAGAAAAAAAACAAACAGUUA